AUGUCCAACCACCAACAAUCCCCCCCCUCCCGCUCUCACGACCCCUCCAACAACCAGAAGCGCGCCGAUCCGUUCCAAUUCGGCUCCCGAUACCUAGAAGAGGGUGAUAACGUUUUCGAGUUCAAUGCCUGGGACCACGUUGAGCCUGACGACGAAUUCAAAGCUUUCGCCGAAGUUCAAUAUGAGAAGCAGCGCGCUGCGCCCGUCUCCGACUUCGACCAGAAUCGUUUCAACAAUGACCCCGCCAAGUGGUGGAAUUUGUUCUACAAGAACAACACCGACAACUUUUUCAAGGAUCGCAAGUGGCUGCAGCAGGAGUUCCCGGUGCUGGCCGAGGUGACGAAGAAGGAUGCCGGCCCCCAGGUCGUGCUGGAGGUUGGCGCUGGAGCGGGCAACACUGCGUUCCCCCUGAUUCGGAACAAUGAGAACGAGCAAUUGAAGGUGCAUGCCUGUGAUUUCUCGAAGUAUGCUGUGCAGGUCAUGCGGGAGAGUGACCAGUAUAAUCCGAAGUAUAUGGUCGCCGAUGUCUGGGACGCUGCUGCUGUGCCCGACGAGAAUGGAGACUCUUUGCCGCCUGGUCUGACUGAGGGCUCUGUCGAUGUCAUCAUUCUGAUCUUUAUCUUCUCCGCGCUGAACCCUAACCAGUGGGAUCUUGCCCUACGCAAUAUCUACCGUCUCUUGAAGCCCGGCGGUCAGGUCCUGUUCCGUGAUUAUGGACGUGGAGAUCUGGCGCAGGUGCGCUUUAAGAAGGGCCGCUAUAUGCAGGAGAACUUUUAUGUUCGCGGUGACGGUACCCGCGUUUACUUCUUCGACCAUGAUGAGUUGGUCCAGAUGUGGGGUCGGUGGACACCGGAGAAGGGUCUACAGGUCGAUUUGGAGAACCCUUUUUCCGAGUCUCAGCUUGCGGAGGGCAAUACCUCAUUCGAGGUCAAGCAUCUGGGAGCCGAUCGACGUCUCAUUGUGAACCGCUCCACCAAGCUUAAGAUGUACCGCUGCUGGAUGCAGGGUCAUUUCCGCAAGCGUGGCGGCGAUGUUGCUAGUGCUGAGAAUGCCGAGUGA
Molecule: messenger RNA, 1059 nt
Organism: Penicillium pulvis
Lineage: Eukaryota; Fungi; Ascomycota; Eurotiomycetes; Eurotiales; Aspergillaceae
Product: tRNA(Thr) (cytosine(32)-N(3))-methyltransferase
Exons: 1
Coding region: 1-1059 (352 amino acids)
Molecular function (GO): tRNA (cytidine-N3)-methyltransferase activity
Source: RefSeq, a predicted model, not a curated record